AUGGACGGUCAUUAUGAAGUUGGAGGUAGUCCUGCUCGACCUCAACAUGUAUAUGAGCUCUGCUUUUCACAUGGACAGGAUACCCUCUUUGAUGCUUGCGAUUUUACCAAAACUAAAGCAGUAGAAGGGAUUUCAAGAAAGGAAGUAGAUCCAUUUGAGAGAUUAACUGAUCAAGACAUUUGCACUGCAAUCCACAAUGCAACUGGUCUUAGAUCCGCUUUAUUUGUGCUAGAGGUUCCACUUCAAGUUUUGGUUCGAAGACAAAUAGCUCAGUUGUUGGAUCAUGUCUUCAAUGUGCUAGACUUGUCUUCAACCUUCCCAAAAAAUGAUUGGACACUUAGUAGAAAUGGAGGUACUAGACUAAAGUACUUCAAUUGCGAUUUUUAUACAUACAUGUUCCUGUUCAUUAAACCAAGAGUCAACUAG
Lactuca saligna is the source of this 426-nucleotide messenger RNA. The record is from the annotation of a GenBank genome assembly. Lineage: Eukaryota; Viridiplantae; Streptophyta; Magnoliopsida; Asterales; Asteraceae.